AUGCCUUUGUCACAAAAGCCCAUGAGGUAUGGCCACACUGAAGGCCACACGGAUGUUUGCUUUGAUGAUGCUGGAAGCUGCAUUGUCACUUGCGGCAGUGAUGGAGAUGUCAGGAUUUGGGAAAGUCUGGACGAUGACGACCCCAAGUCCAUUAAUGUGGGAGAAAAGGCCUAUUCGUUUGCUCUGAAGAAUGGAAGGUUGAUUACCGCAGUAUCUAACAAUACUGUCCAGAUCCAUACGUUCCCGGAGGGUGUUCCAGAUGGUAUCCUGACUCGCUUCACUAUGAAUGCAAACCAUGUGACUUUCAAUGCCGAUGGGAGCAGAGUCGCUGCUGGAUCCAGUGACUUUUUGGUGAAGAUUGUGGAGGUGACUGACAGCAGCCAGCAAAAAACAUUUCGAGGACAUGAUGCGCCUGUUUUAAGCGUGUCAUUUGACCCAAAGGAUGUUUUUCUGGCAUCAGCAAGCUGCGAUGGGUCUGUCAGAGUGUGGAAAAUCGCAGAGCAGAUCUGUGAGAAAAGCUGGCCAUUGCUGCAGAAGUGUAACGAUGUGGUAACUGCAAAAUCAAUAUGCAGACUCGCCUGGCAGCCAAAACAAGGAAAGUUGCUGGCCGUCCCAGUAGAGAAAGUUGUGAAGCUGUACAGGAGGGAAACAUGGGAGCAUCAGUCUGAUUUGUCGGAUAACUUCAUCACACAGCCCCUCAAUGUCGUUGCCUGGUCUCCCUGUGGGCAGUUUGUGGCAGCUGGAAGUGUCGGAGGCUGUAUAGUCAUUUGGAAAGCGGAUACCCAGGACUGCCUGGAAAGGGUAAAGCAUGAAAAAGGCUACACCAUCUGUGGGCUGGCAUGGCACCCAAAAGCCAGUCAGGUAGCUUAUACAGACUCGGAAGGCAAUCUGGGACUGCUUGAGAACGUUGGUGGUAUAGAUGGAAAGAAGUCAAACAGCAAGGUAUCUGCACCGACUCCCAAAGACUACGAUGACCUUUUUGACGGGGAUGACAAUGAGGACUUUCUAAACGGAGACUUUAUCGAACCCCAGUCAUCCCCAAGGGCGGCAACAAACUACGAAGAUGAGGAUGAUGACCUGGCAAUUGCAUCAGGACGGCCCAGAAACCGCGGAGCAAUCAUUGAAGAUGACGAGAACUCUAUAGAUAUUGGACUGCUGAAGGCUAAUUCCGCUCUAGAUAAGCAGGAAGAAGAAGAUGACCGGGAAAGCCUGAUUCCUGUCCCGCCCCUUUCCUCCACCCAGAGACCUUUCUAUGAUGGGCCAAUGCCAACUCCUCGGCAAAAACCAUUCCAGUCUGGCUCCACCCCUGUACAUCUCACGCACCGUUUCAUGGUGUGGAACUCUACUGGUAUUAUUCGCUGCUAUAAUGACGAGCAAGACAACGCUAUUGAGGUGGAAUUCCAUGACGCUGCCAUACACCAUGCAAUGCACUUGCCCAAUUCUUUGUGUUACACAAUGGCAGACCUUUCCAGUGAAGCCGUUUUAUUAGCCUGUGAGAGCACGGAAGAGCUGGCAAGCAAACUUCACUGCAUCCAUUUCAACUCUUGGGAUUCCAACAAGGAAUGGACCGUCGACAUGCUGCAGGAUGAGGACAUUGAAGCGGUCUGUUUGGGCCAGGGCUGGGUUGCCUGUGCCACCAGCACCCAGCUGGUCCGUGUGUUCACAGUGGGGGGGUGUCAGAAAGAGCUCUUCAGCCUCCCUGGGCCGGUCGUGUCGAUGGCGGGACACGGAGAACAGCUGCUGGUGAUCUUCCACAGAGGUACUGGCUUUGAUGGAGAUCAGUGUCUUGGAGUUCAGCUGAUAGAGCUUGGAAGAAAGAAGAGGCAAAUUUUGCAUGGUGACCCACUUCCCCUUUCCUGGAAAUCCUAUCUAACAUGGGUAGGGUUUUCCGCAGAAGGUACUCCUGCUUACGUGGAUUCAGAAGGCAGCGUGCGCAUGCUGAACAGAGGACUUGGCAAUACGUGGACUCCGGUCUGCGACACAAGGGAACACUGUAAAGGGAAGUCCGAUCACUGCUGGAUUGUGGGCAUUCAUGAAAACCCACAGCAGCUGAGAUGCAUCCCUUGUAAAGGAGCUCGAUUCCCACCAACACUUCCCCGCCCUGCAGUAGCGGUGUUGACGUAUAAGCUCCCUUUUUGCCAGACUGCAACAGACAAGGGGCAGAUGGAGGAGCAAUUCUGGCGUUCUGUCCUGUUCCACAACUACCUGAAGUAUUUAUCCAAAAAUGGUUAUGACUGUGAUGAAAGUGUGAAAGGCCAGGCCAUCCAGGAGCAGCAGAAUCUCUUGAUGAAAAUGUUUGCACUUUCCUGCACACUGGAACGUGAAUUUCGCGGCAUGGAGCUGGCCGAGCUGAUGACUCAGAAUGCCCUGAGCUUAGCCGUCAGGUACGCUUCGCGCUCUCGGAAGCUCAUCCUCGCCCAGAAGCUCAGUGAGCUGGCAGCAGAGAAAGCAGCUGAGCUGGCCGCUGCUGAAGAGCUCGGCAAGGAAGAGGAGGAGGAGGAAGAGGAGGAGGAGGAUUUCAGAAGCCACCUCAGUGCCGGUUACAGUAACUCGGCCACAGAGUGGAGUCAGAGCCGGGUCAGAAGCCUCAAGCGCCAGCAGAGCAUGGAAGCAUGUGAGGAAGCUGAAGAUGACGAGGAAGAAAUCUCUGAAGAGGCAAAACCAGGUUCCCCCACACUGGGCAGAAAUCCAACCACUUCCAAGUCAGAAAAAGCUGUUGUGGUAUCCAGCAGCCAAGGACGAGUCAACCCGUUCAAGGUGUCCAGUAGCCAAAAGGAUCCCAUUGCUCACUCAACGAACGUCUUGGACAACAUGGCCAAACUCCCUAAGAAAAGUCCUGCACCCAUCGGACGGGGCGCUGCAAGCAAGGAGAGAGGCCCGGUGAUAAAGCCGCUGGUUCCCAAGCCCAAGUCGAAGAAGCUUACAGUAGCUGCAUUUUUCCAACUCCGAACACCCAUCUCUGAGAAGAAAGCCACAGAAGAAAGAGGAGAAAAAACUGCUGAAGGAGGAGGAGAGAAAGCUGCUGAAGGAGGAGGAGAGAAAGCCGCUGAAGAAGGAGGAGAGAAAGUCGCUGAAGAUGGAAGGCAGAAAGCUGACAAGACCUCUGAAACCCAAACUCCAGCCGAGAACGGUGAAAAUAAAAGACCAAAGACUGGAUUCCAGAUGUGGCUGGAAGAGAACAGAAGCUUCAUUUUGGCAGAUAAUCCUGAUUUUGAAGAAACGGAGAUAAUAAAAGAAGGCAUGGGUCGGUUUAGAAUGCUCUCUGCUGAAGAAAGGAUGGCUUGGACUGAGAGAGCCAAAGGAAGAGAAACUGUUGAUUCCGGCGAAGGAAAGAAGAGGAAGCACCCAGAAAGUAUUAACAGCGAUGGGCCUGAAAGCCCGGAACACAAACUGGAAGAGAACACCAGCUCGGCCAAAAAACCCAAAUCCUUUGAUCAGGCGAUGAGCACGAAACUAUCGACAUUUGCGUUCAAGCAGAGCUAACCUGGCCGCUGUUGCCUCCAAGGGCUCACGUUGUAUGAACAGACCAGCCGGCAGAUAACUACAGGUGAAAGGUGGUUUUGUGCUGAAUGUUCAGGCAAGGAAGCUCUUUCUGGAAAAUAGCACUGCACUCUAGAUGGAUGUAGGUGAAUCUGUGUAGUUGUGCAUUCAGUUUGGGUAUUAGAGGAGUUACCGUUUUUAUGCUAUGACACUCAUGGAAUUUGGUGUCGGAGGGUCUGCGUCAAUGAACCAAGUCCCAAAUACUGAGAUUUUUCUAAUAGUUCCACACAUUUUCUUUUGGGCAGCACAUCCCACCAAUGCAAAGCAGGCAGGAUCAAGGAGGAAAGGGGAGUGUGGCUUUGGGAGAUGUCCCAUUAGCCAGGUUGACAUAGCAAUGCUGUUCUGACCUGGUGCUUGGGAGCUGAAGGAGUUCAUCUCAUGGCCGCUGCUUGCAUUAUUUCUAAAAGGAGAGUGUGGAAGUUCUUGUGUGUUGUCAUUGGCUCUGUUGGAGCUUGUAAUCCCCGCCCCCCAACUUGCCUCAGUGUGCUGAUCACCGAGCUGAGUGAAUGUUACAGUAGGAUUCAUUCAGCCUGCAUCUUGUUUGCAUAGAUUUGCCCAACCCUAUAUAGGAGAAGAACAUGGGAAAGAUUUAUCACCUUGAGUGUACAAAGGUGACGCUGGACCAUGCCUGUGUGCUGCAUAGCAAAUGAACCCUCUUGGGCCCAGAUAAUAGAACAACUGCCCCUUCUCCCAUCUUAGAACGUUUGUAUUUUU
Eublepharis macularius is the source of this 4254-nucleotide messenger RNA. It is a transcript of the gene WDHD1, whose product is annotated as WD repeat and HMG-box DNA binding protein 1. Gene Ontology annotation, cellular component: nuclear replication fork. The coding region runs from base 1 to 3483 and encodes 1160 amino acids. Gene Ontology annotation, biological process: DNA-templated DNA replication; mitotic cell cycle; DNA repair. Gene Ontology annotation, molecular function: protein binding; chromatin binding. NCBI's taxonomy places the organism in Eukaryota, Metazoa, Chordata, Lepidosauria, Squamata, Eublepharidae. The record is from RefSeq and is a predicted model, not a curated record. The transcript has 25 exons.